AUGCCGUACUUUCCCGCUGUUCUGCUGCGCCUGCGAUUGAUACGCGAUGGACUGCUGUGGCAGGCGGGUGCACGCCCCUUGGAUCUGCUCCUUCGCAAGAGUCGCAUCGACCUGGAGGAACUCAGCACGCUGAUAUUCAUGUAUUUGCUGCUGUGCAAGCCCCUGGAGCACAUGCUGAGCAGCUGGCUGCAAAAGCGGGGCAGGCUAGGUACCCCCGACGACGAGAAUGGUAUUCACAAUGCCGAGCAUGACGAAGAUUUGCUCGACGACGAGCUGGAUGAAGACCACAUGAGCCACGACGAAACGAUGACGUUGCGACGCGAGGUCCGGGACGCUCGAAACCACUACAACAACAGCCACUUGCUCUUCAACAUUGCGCCUCUGCAGACUAUGCUUAGCCCAGCCUCCAUCUACGCUGCCUUUCGUCGACAAAUGACCACCUACCUGCAUCGGCCAACGCUGGGAGUGGCCACGUGGCGACACGCCGCGACCUUCUGGAUGACAACAUUUGUGACCAAUCGGCUCUUUGCCGACCCCACGAGCACUUUGGGUAGCCUGAUGCGCACCCAGGCACAGCCCUUGGAUAAUAUGGCCAAAGGCAUCUUGGCUACCGCAACAAGCAACCAAUUGCAAGCCAAAAUGUCAUCACGUGUGAUGCUAUUGAAAGACGAUUUGAGCUGA
Monosiga brevicollis MX1 is the source of this 681-nucleotide messenger RNA. RefSeq lists its product as uncharacterized. Lineage: Eukaryota; Choanoflagellata; Craspedida; Salpingoecidae. The record is from RefSeq and is a predicted model, not a curated record. The coding region runs from base 1 to 681 and encodes 226 amino acids. The transcript has 2 exons.